Messenger RNA from Durusdinium trenchii, 1005 nucleotides. The record is from the annotation of a GenBank genome assembly. NCBI's taxonomy places the organism in Eukaryota, Dinophyceae, Suessiales, Symbiodiniaceae.
AUGGCAGCCUUUGACCCCCCCACGGAGGCGGAUCGGUGGGAAGUCUUCUGGCCUUCAGAGUUGAUGAAUCUAGAAGUUGGGGUGGCUGUGGCGUAUCAGCCGGAUGCUUGUUUCAGCAAGUCAGGGCAAAGUUUACUGCCUGGUGAACCACACUUUCGGAACCUUCGGGUUCAGGAGCUGGCCAAGUCGCUGGAUCAGCCAGUGGGCACCGCCAUCCUUUUGCCCAAGGCCACAGGGGUCGUCCCGAGCCGAGCUCCGCCCCGGCAUGUCGCACGGCCACGGCAUGUCGACAUGAGGGCGCUCAACAUUGCGGGGCGGAGUUUCUCCUCGGCCAAGAUCUUGCGGGAGUUUAAGACCAAGAGCCGUGCACGGCUGGUACAGCUGGAGCCCGGCCAGGCGCUCUUCGUGGUGAAGUUCGAGAACCUCUCCGAGGAGUAUGCCGUCAUGGCCGCACUGCGGCAGCUGAAUUAUCUCUGGCAGAAGAGCCAGCUGUGCGUGGGCCAGGAGCUGGUGCAGGCGCAGACCUUCGGGAUCUUCCCGCUUUCGCCCGGGCUCGGCCUGGUGGAGGUUGUCUCGGAGAGCCGUACCUUGCGGGAGCUCUCGGAAGGGGUGCCCUUCAACGAACGGCAAUGGCGGGUGGUGCGAGCACUGAACCAGGAUUCCCAAAAGCUGGACCGCUUGGCAGCAAGCGUUUGCGCCUACUUGACCUCCAGCUAUGUCUUAGGUAUCCGUGAUGGUCACGACGACAAUCUGAUGCUAAGGCGCGACGGCCGGCUCUUCCGCGUGGACUUCGGCUUCGCGUGGGGGCGCACGCCCGAGAUCGACGCGCCGGGGAUCUUCGUGCCCAAUGCGGUCUACUUGGCCUUGGGAGAGGGACGCUGGCGCCAGGUGGUGCUGGGUUGCAAAGCCGCCUUGCGCGCAGUGAGCGGCUCACGGGCCGACAAGCCAGCUUGGGAGUGCCUCGGGAAGGCCAUCAGAUCGCUGGCGAGGAUGGAGGAUGGGUGA